This is a messenger RNA of Peronospora farinosa, 1092 nucleotides long. The record is from the annotation of a GenBank genome assembly. Lineage: Eukaryota; Oomycota; Peronosporomycetes; Peronosporales; Peronosporaceae.
AUGGAAGAUGAAUACAAUAAUCAUGGACAUCCUAGUGCUGUCUCAGAUGUGUAUCAAUUCUCUGGGACAUUACAUUUAGAAAAGGGUGAGAAACUCGUAGAGCCCACAAUCGCGUACACUUGUUAUGGGACACUGAACGCAGCACGGGAUAAUGUAAUUAUCCUGUGUCAUGCACUGACGGGACAUUCACUGGUACAUCAAUAUUGGAGCUCAAUGGUCACCUCCGAGUGGACAGACAAGUACUUUAUUGUGUGUAGCAACGUACUCGGUUCGUGCUAUGGCACGACAGGUCCAGCUUCCAUUGACCCAAUGACUGGACGUGUCUAUGGUCCCGAUUUUCCAGCCGUGACGUUACGAGAUGCUGUUGCAUUGCAGCGUCGACUAUUGGAAGAGAAAUUUCGUGUAAAUCAAGUGCAGGCUGUUGUUGGUGGCUCUUUGGGUGGUAUGCAGACACUAGAAUGGGCAUUUCAGGGUCAGGAUUACGUCAAGAGUUUCGUGACCAUUGCGUGCGGCGCGCAGCACUCGGCAUGGCAGAUCAGUAUCAGUGAAUUACAGCGUCAAGCGGUCUAUAUGGACCCCAACUUUUGUGACGGACGCUAUUUGCUAUCCGCUCCACCUAAUACCGGUCUUGCGCUGGCUCGUCAGAUCGCUAUGGUGAGCUAUCGUACUCAUGCCGCGUACGACGAGAAGUUUGGACGAUGUCAAGAACAACCUGCCGAAAACGACAAGUUAGCGUCCAAAUACGGACGCUAUGUGGUCCAGUCGUAUCUCAAUUACCAAGGAGAGAAGUUUUUGUCUCGUUUCGAUGUUAAUUCGUACUUGACGCUAUUGCAUAUGAUGGACACGCACGAUGUUGGUCGCGGUCGUGGUGGUGUGAAGGAGGCACUGAGCUCGCUGUCCCAGCCCGCUCUGGUUAUUGGCAUCGACUCGGAUGUACUGUACCCCUUGUGUGAGCAGCAGCAGAUUGCUGAUGGAUUGCCAAACGCACAGUUUGCGGCACUGUCGUCGCCUCACGGCCACGACGGAUUUUUGCUUGGUCAGGAAGAGAUUAGCGAGCUUACCAAGCGAUUCCUUGCUACAUACGUGGAUUAA